AUGAUGUGCGAGGUGAUGCCGACCAUCAGUGAGGCAGAAGGCCCGCCCGGAGGAAGUGGGACCCACGGGUCGGGCUCCCCUUCGCAGCCGGAUGCAGAUUCCCACUUUGAGCAGUUGAUGGUGUCCAUGCUGGAGGAGAGGGACCGUCUCCUGGACACGCUGCGCGAGACUCAGGAAACGCUGGCGUUGACCCAGGGGAAGUUGCAUGAGGUCGGUCAUGAAAGAGAUUCCUUGCAGAGACAGCUCAACACUGCCCUUCCACAGGAGUUUGCGGCGCUUACUAAGGAGCUCAACGUCUGCAGGGAGCAGCUCCUGGAGAGAGAGGAGGAGAUCGCGGAACUGAAGGCAGAGAGGAACAACACCAGGCUGCUGCUGGAGCACUUGGAGUGCCUCGUGUCCAGGCACGAGAGGUCUCUCCGGAUGACGGUGGUGAAGCGGCAGGCGCAGUCCCCGGCCGGCGUGUCCAGCGAGGUGGAGGUGCUGAAGGCCCUGAAGUCCUUGUUCGAGCACCACAAAGCUCUGGAUGAAAAGGUGAGAGAGCGGUUACGAGUAGCACUUGAAAGGUGUAGUUUGUUAGAAGAAGAAUUAGGGGCCACACACAAAGAGCUAAUGAUUCUUAAAGAACAGAAUAAUCAGAAAAAAACCCUAACAGAUGGAGUGCAUGACAUAAACCACGAACAAGAAAAUAUGCCGAGCACGAAUGGAAAGAGAGCUUCUGAUGGUUCUUUAAGCCACGAGGAAGACCUCGCCAAGGUAAUCGAGCUCCAGGAAAUCAUAGAUAAGCAGUCAAAGGAACAGAGCCAGAUGAAGGAGCGCCUGGCCGCCCUCUCCGCUCACGUGGCCGAGCUGGAGGAGGACCUGGACACGGCACGCAAGGACCUCAUCAAGUCCGAAGAAGUGAACACAAAGCUGCAGCGAGAUGUCCGUGAAGCCGUGGCCCAGAAGGAGGACAUGGAGGAGAGGAUCACCACCCUUGAGAAGCGCUACCUCGCGGCACAGCGUGAAGCCACCUCUGUGCACGACCUCAACGAUAAACUUGAAAAUGAGAUUGCCAAUAAAGACUCUAUGCAUCGACAGACGGAGGAUAAAAACCGCCAGUUGCAGGAGCGCCUGGAGCUGGCGGAGCAGAAGCUGCAGCAGACCCUGAGGAAGGCCGAGACGCUGCCCGAGGUGGAAGCCGAGCUGGCCCAGAGGGUGGCCGCCCUCUCCAAGGCCGAGGAGAGGCAUGGCAACAUCGAGGAAAGGCUGCGGCAGAUGGAGGCCCAGCUGGAGGAGAAGAACCAAGAACUGCAGCGGGCACGGCAGAGGGAGAAGAUGAACGAGGAGCAUAACAAACGUCUGUCGGACACUGUCGACAAGCUCCUCUCCGAGUCUAACGAGCGGCUGCAGCUUCAUCUGAAGGAGAGGAUGGCCGCUCUGGAAGACAAGAACUCUCUAUUACGAGAAGUUGAAAAUGUGAAAAAGCGGUUGGAGGAAACGCAACGUGAGAAGGAUCGGCUCCUACUGAACGUGGAAGCACUGAGGGCUGAAUUAGAGCAGGCGAGACUGAGAGGCUCUUCCCUUCACCACGGGCGACCGCACUUGGGCAGCGUCCCAGAUUUCAGGUUCCCUCUGGCGGACGGCCCCACGGAUGCCUACAGCAGCGCGGUGUUGCGCCCCCGGAAAGGCCGUGUGGCCGCUCUGCGAGAUGAGCCUUCCAAGGUACAGACUCUUAACGAACAGGAUUGGGAACGUGCCCAACAAGCUAGCGUCCUAGCAAAUGUGGCACAGGCGUUCGAGAGCGACGUCGACGUGUCUGAUGGCGAAGACGACGGGGACACGCUCUUCAGUUCGGCCGCUCUGCUCUCGCCCAGUGGGCAGGCCGAUGCCCAGACGCUGGCCAUGAUGCUGCAGGAACAGCUGGACGCCAUCAACAAAGAGAUCAGGCUCAUUCAAGAAGAGAAGGAGAGCGCGGAACAGCGGGCGGAGGAGAUUGAGAGCCGAGUGGGCAGCGGCAGCUUAGACAGCCCCGGCCGUUUUAGACCCGCGGGCUCCGGCGCCCCGCACCCCGCGUCCCCGCUCGCGGGCCCCUCCCCUCCACACAGCGGGCGCUCCACCCCACGGAGGGGCCCGCACAGCCCCGCCAGGGAGGUGGACAGACUGGGGGUCAUGACUCUAUUGCCGGCUUCGCGCGAAGAGGUACGAGACGACAAGGCAACGAUAAAAUGUGAAACGUCCCCUCCUUCCUCCCCGAGGUCCCUGCGCUUGGACAGACUGCACCAGGGGGUGCUCCACGCGGCCAGCCACGAGGACAUCAGGGACGCCAGAAACUCGACAGGCUCGCAGGACGGCCCCGUGAGCAACCCCAGCAGCAGCAACAGUAGCCAGGACUCGCUGCACAAAGCGCCCAAGAAGAAGGGCAUCAAGUCUUCCAUCGGCCGCCUGUUUGGCAAGAAAGAAAAGGGCCGUCCGGGCCACGCUGGCAAGGAUCCCGCGGGACCAGCUGCUGUUUUGGAGGUGGAAAACUCCUCUCAGGACGCCCUGGGACUCAGCAAAUUGGGCGGACAGGCUGAGAAAAACCGUAAACUUCAAAAAAAGCACGAAUUGCUCGAGGAAGCCCGGAGACAAGGUUUACCUUUCGCACAGUGGGACGGGCCCACCGUUGUCGUUUGGCUGGAGCUCUGGGUCGGGAUGCCUGCCUGGUACGUAGCCGCUUGCCGAGCCAACGUGAAAAGCGGGGCCAUCAUGUCUGCGCUGUCCGACACGGAGAUCCAGCGUGAGAUCGGCAUCAGCAACCCUCUGCACCGGCUGAAGCUGCGGCUGGCCAUUCAGGAGAUCAUGUCCCUGACUAGUCCGUCAGCCCCUCCUACUUCGAGAACGACGCUGGCAUACGGGGACAUGAACCACGAGUGGAUCGGCAACGAGUGGCUGCCCAGCCUGGGCCUCGCGCAGUACCGCAGCUACUUCAUGGAGUGCCUGGUGGACGCGCGCAUGCUGGACCACCUGACCAAGAAGGACCUCCGAGGGCAGCUGAAGAUGGUUGACAGCUUCCACAGAAACAGUUUCCAGUGCGGAAUUAUGUGCCUGCGAAGGUUGAAUUACGACCGUAAAGAGCUAGAGAGAAAAAGAGAAGAAAGCCAGAGUGAAGUAAAAGAUGUGCUGGUUUGGAGCAAUGACCGAGUGAUUCGCUGGGUCCUGUCGAUUGGCCUUAAAGAGUUUGCCAACAAUCUCAUAGAGAGUGGCGUUCACGGUGCGCUGAUGGCCUUAGAUGAGACCUUCGACUUCAACGCCCUGGCGCUUCUGCUUCAGAUCCCGACCCAGAACACACAGGCUCGUGCCGUCUUGGAAAGGGAGUUUAACAACCUUUUGGUCAUGGGGACGGACAGAAGAUUCGAUGAAGACGAUGAUAAAAGCUUUAGGAGGGCACCUUCUUGGAGAAAAAAAUUCAGACCAAAGGACGUUCGUGGCUUGGCUGCUGGGUCUGCAGAGACUCUCCCCGCAAAUUUCCGGGUCACUUCCUCUCUGUCCUCACCCUCUAUGCAGCCAAAGAAGAUACAGCUGGACGGCAGCGUUUCGGGACCGCAGAGGCUGGAUUCCGCCACAGUCAGGACUUACUCCUGCUGA
Puma concolor (puma) is the source of this 3603-nucleotide messenger RNA. The record is from RefSeq and is a predicted model, not a curated record. NCBI's taxonomy places the organism in Eukaryota, Metazoa, Chordata, Mammalia, Carnivora, Felidae.